AUGUCGCGCGAAUUAGUCGAACGUGCUAUUCAUCAUGCUUUACUAUUUUGGUCUUAUCCAAGUCAACUAAGAUUUCGUAAAGCUGUUGAUUCCGAACAUCCCGACAUUGAAUUUUUAUUUGCUAAAGGCUAUCAUGAAGAUGGUUAUCAAUUUGAUGGAAAAGGUUCUGUUCUUGCACAUGCAUUUUAUCCUGAAGAACAUCUUGGUGGAGAUGUUCAUUAUGAUGAAGAUGAAGAUUGGACAGCUUAUCGAGAAAAUGAAUAUGGCUUGAUGGACUUAUUCUCAGUAACUGUUCAUGAAUUAGGACAUUCAUUAGGUUUAAUGCAUUCAAAUAUACCUGAUGCAAUUAUGUUUCCCUAUUAUCGUGGUUAUUCCAAUGCUACUAGAUUACAUAUGGACGAUAUUGCUGGUAUUCGAAAACUUUAUGGAGAUCCUCCAAGUAAUUCUCUACCAGAAGAAGAUUCAAGUUCACCAACAAUGUAUUCCGAUAAAAUAACAGAAGAAUAUAAUGAUUAUACAACAACAACAAUCACAGAAUUAAUAACAACAAAUAUAAUUGAAACAAUAACAACAACAACCACGACGACGACGACGACGACAACGACCAUGAUUCCAACAAUAACAACAAUUCAAACAACAAUAUCAACUACCCUCAUAACCACGGUAUCUUCUCAUAAUGAAACACAAACGCAUCAGACAAGAACAUAUCCAUUAUAUGGACCAAAAACUCGAUAUACAACAAAUAUCCCACCAGUAAAAACAACUUAUCUUCGCUUACAAACACCUUACGAAACAACAACAGAACAAAAUAAAAUCAAUCGUACAGAUCAAUCAAAAUUAGAUUUAUGUGAUGGUUUUUAUGAUGCUAUUACAAUGUAUAAAGGAGUUUUAUUUAUAUUUAAAGGACAAUAUUUUUGGCAAUAUGAUCGACGUGGUUUAGAUCCAUCAUCACCAAUGAUUAAUAAUGCUUUUUGGUUAGGUUUACCCGAAACUUUACAAAAAGUUGAUGCUGCUUAUGAAAGAGCUGAUGGACGUUUAAUGCUUUUCUCAGGUCGUCAAUAUUGGAUAUUUGAAGAUAAUAGAAUAUCAGUGGAAAAAAAUGGUAUUACUUAUCCACGUAAUAUAACUUCACUUGGUCUUCCAACACAUGUCGAUCGUAUUGAUGCAGCUUUUUUAUGGUCAUUUAAUCGUCAAGCUUAUCUUGUUUCAUCAAAUUUAUAUUGGGCAUUAGAUGAAAGAUGGAAUCGUGUUAAUACUUAUGAUUAUCCAAGAGAUAUGACAAUGUGGCAAGGAAUUGAUAUUCCCCUUGAUGAUGCUUUUGUUGAUUUAACUGGUUCGACAUAUUUUUUCAAAGGUCUUGAUUUUUGGCGUUUAAAUGAUACAAGUAUGGAAUCAGCAAUUGAUUACCCACGUUCAAUAAAUACCGAAUGGCUUUUUUGUGAUAAGCCUCGAUCUUCAUCAUCUUUAUUUUCUGUUCGAUCGACUUUUAUUUUCUCAAUUAUUCUCCUUCUUACACUUCACUGCUCUUCGCUCUAA
Adineta steineri is the source of this 1536-nucleotide messenger RNA. The record is from the annotation of a GenBank genome assembly. Lineage: Eukaryota; Metazoa; Rotifera; Eurotatoria; Adinetida; Adinetidae.